CUGAACACGGUUCAGCGUAGCCAGACUGCAACGAGAACCUGGGUGUUGAUCAGCUCAGCUUGAACGAAAGCAACUGCCGCUCAGAGAAUCGCUGUAUUGUACUGUGAUCCAUUAGAUUUAGUCGGAGAACCCAAAGAGACAAGCGUGAAUAAGAACAGAUAGCAAAAGCAGAAAAAAAUGCGCUGAUUGACGACCACUGAUCUCAACUGGACGCAAAAAAGGAAAAAGGAAUUUGGCAGUUUACAUACAUUCGUUUUACGAUAUAAUUGGGGGAAAUGUUAUCCUUACACUGAAUUCUGCAAUCCGGACUACUACUAUUCGUCACGAUCGACAUAAUAACAGAAAAUCAAGUUCAUUUUUCGAAUUUUUUUUUCUUUUCAUAAAAUGAAGUCAUUGUGAAGAGCACUCUUGCAUUUUAAGACAUAUUGCACACAUUCUGAAGAAACGUAACGACACCCUCAAAAAGUGGAACAUUUGGCACUUUUUAUCGACAAUACAGUUAGUUCAUUAGUUGAACAUAAAACAGCUUUUUUAUGUUAAACCUGGUUAUACAGUGUGAAUUUUUGUUUUUCCUCCGCUUUUAAGUUUUUGCAACACCGGUAGUCUACUUGGCCAUUUAUUUACGGAGGCUCAAAGAAAAAAAGGAGGUCAACAGGUUUCCCACGAAUACUGACUCAAAAUACUUUUUUUAACAACAGACGUGGAUUUCCUGGAAUUCUUCACUGAUUCGUUCUUUGGAAAUAAAAGACGAUUUUGCUAACAAGAAAAAAAGACAAAUAAAAAACAAACUCUUGUAAAAUUAAGAAGAUUUGGAUGUUUGCUGGGGACUAACGCGCGCGUGCCUUUGCGUGAGAGUUCCACAGAGCGCCGCUGUCCUCGUGCUGAAGUGCUGAGCAGCGCCUGCCUCGUGCCUCCAUAAAUGCACAGUCCAUUGCGGAGUCUCGAGGCUGGGCGGCAAGAUGAGCUCAUGGGUUCUGUUGCUCGCGGCGCUUGCGGCAUUUGUGCGGUGUGCUUGCACCGAGGGGGACCCUCUGCCUCCUGCCCUGGUGGAGCUGGUGAGGAGCAGUCCCAUCUCCUCCAUUCAGGACCUGCAGCUCCUGCUGGAGCCUGACUCCGUAGACGAGGACCCAGACAGUCAGACUUCUACGCGUCACCACGCCAACGGCACUUCCAAGCGCCUUCCCAGAAGCCUCGUGCCCGAGCAGGCGCAGCAGGCCCUCUGUAAGGUGCGGACGGAGGUGCAGGAGGUCACCCGCGACAUGCUGGACCGCCGCAACGCCAACUUCAUGCUGUGGCCCCCCUGCGUGGAGGUGCAGCGCUGCUCCGGCUGCUGCAACUCCAGGACCGUGCAGUGCGUCCCCAUCGUCACUCGCACCCGCAACCUACAGGUGAUGAAGAUCCAGUACAUCAAUAAGCAGCCUUCCUACGAUAAGGCCGUCAUAUCCGUCCAGGACCACGUGGAGUGUCGCUGCCAGAGCUCCGCCCCCCCUCCGGCCCCAAGAGCCACGCCCAAAAAACCCCAGCAUGCACUGCAGCCCCAGCGGCCGGCCCCCAAAACCCCGCCUCUCAAAACGCCGUCCAAGGAGGAGCUGCACCGCCAGGACGAGCUCAAACAGAACCAGAACCGGAACCUCCGGCCGGACGACAGGGACUCACAGCGCCCCCUGUGGCCGGCCAAGCGCGUGACCGCGCCGCCGCCCACCGCACAGACGAGCCGCUCGUCCGCCACCGCCGCCACCGAGGGGAGGACCCAGGCCGAGCGGGCGCGCAGCGAGCCACGCCCGAGCGCCGCGGAGGAGAAGGAGCCGACGCAGGAAACGCUCGGAGCUCGCCGAGACCCGGGGGAGGGGAAACCGCCCCAUCGCAGCGGCGACGGCGGCACGGUGCGGCCCCACGUGGAGCAGCGGCCACACCCGCACCCCCACGGGCAGAGCCCCAACGCCACGGCCCAUCACACGGGCCCACAGAGACCCACCGAGGGGGAGAGGGAGGACAGGGCACACGCCCACCACACACAAGCUGGUUCUCCCCCCCAGCUGGGCAGUGAGUCACACAACCAUGGCCACAGCCAUAGCCAUGACCACAAUCACAAGGAUGACCACAAACACAUCCACAAUCACAGCCAUAGCCAUGACCACAAUCACAAGGAUGACCACAACCACGACCAGAAACACAACCAUGACCAUAGCCAUAGCCAUGACCACAAUCACAAGGAUGACCACAAACACAUCCACAAUCACAGCCAUAGCCAUGACUACAAUCACAAGGAUGACCACAACCACGACCAGAACGGCAACCAUGACCACAGCCAUAGCCAUGACCACAAUCACAAGGAUAACCACAACCACGACCAGAAACACAACCACAAACACACCCACAAUCACAGCCAUAGCCAUGACCACAAUCACAGUCCCAACCACAGUGACAGCCAACACCACAGCCACAACCACAAUCACACUCGCAAUCACAGCCAUGACCACAGCCACAACCACAAUCACACUCGCAAUCACAGCCAUGACCACAGUCACAACCACAAUCACACUCGCAAUCACAGCCAUGACCACAGUCACAACCACAAUCACACUCGCAAUCACAGCCAUGACCACAGCCACAACCACAAUCACACUCGCAAUCACAGCCAUGACCACAGCCACAACCACAAUCACACUCGCAAUCACAGCCAUGACCACAGCCACAACCAAACAGAGACAACAGAGCAAAGGCAACAUGUUGUCAAGCCGCACAAAGAUAGAGAGCUUCCUGAAAUGGAGGAAGGACGAUUGCUACAGCCAAGCCUACAGGAGAAACAAGAACUUUUACUGCUUCAAAGAAAAGACCAGUUAAAAGAACAAUUAAAACAACAAGAACAAUUACAGCGACAUCAUCAUCAACAAGAACAUCAUUUACAUCAUCAAGUGCAGGUGCACACAACCACAAAAAAACCAGUGACGCCAGCGCCGACGCCAGCGCUGACCACGGAGCGCCCGCCCCCGCCCCCGCCCCCGACACAGCGCCCCCCAAAACGUCGGAACCCGCUUCACAAGAGACAGCGAAAAAACCGGAAUAGGAUCAGCAAGGCAACCAUGAGGGCCAGGCUGAUGUAGAGAGAGCAGGCCACAGGGUGAUAGUAUGGACCUUUCACCUCGGUGCACAUCCAAAAGUGACCCUGAAGUAUUAGGACACACAAGAAAUUGUCUUCUGGGUGGACAAUAGCCUCUCCAUUUCUCUGUAAUUGUUGUUGUUGAUAUUUUCAAAAUAUAAAUUAUUUUCAAUGGUUUACAUCUUCAGACUGUAGACAGUAUGCUCUGUGACAACAGCAAUAACAGCCCCGAUAACUGUCUGAUCAAGAAACAAGCUCGACUGGGAGGAAAAAAAGUCAUUUUAAACUGCUCUUGAAAUACUGUCAAUCAAUGUAAGGUGAAUACGUUUGAUAAAGGAGUAGCACAGUACUACAGCCCCCAUCAGCCACUGUGCUUCUGAUCUGCUGGACCCUGAGAAGCUGAUUGGACAGAGGGCUUUUGAAUGUCCCGUGGGCCUGGGCAGCCUGUGCUGUCCGGCCUUCACUGGAGGGAGAAAAGAGGAGAGGCCGAUGAACUCGCCGAGUUUGAGCCACCCAGCUGCCGUCCUGAUCUGACCGCCGUGGAGGCCCUGGGCCUUCCGUGGUGCCUGGAUAUGAAGCUCGCCGUUGUGCCGCAAACAAAGGAGGUCUCUUAACUCCUACACCUCACGAGAACGCUGGCCUUUUGACGCGGGCUUUCGCAAAAAAAAAAAAAAAAAAAAAAAAAAAGACGCGGUUUCCUCAGCCCUCUACGCCCCAACACUGAAACAAUCCGUUACUGGACAAUAUCAGUUCGAUGUGGAACAUCGAGAGUCAUGUGAUGUCAUGCAGGUCAUUUGACCAUCCGCACUGAUGCCCCUCGUGCGGCUUGUGUCAAUCACGAGUGGCAGGACUGAAGUGGGCGGGCCUAGAAUGUCUUGGGCUGGAUUGGCCGGGAAUGGGCGGAACUGGCCUAUUCACGGGUCAUACACCCUUGUAGGCCGCCAGAGAGUCGAACCUGCUGAAGGGCUAGGGGAGGAGAGUAACCCUGGCCAAAAGCACUGAAAACCAAAGCUCAGGAGUACCAGAGAGUUAGAACCCACACAUGUACAUAACCACAUGCAUAAUUUGCUCAAUAAUGUAUAGUGAUAUAUAUAUAUAUAUUUUUUGGUUAAUAUAUUUUCUAUUUAAUUUAAGCUUGACACUGGAACUUUCAAGGAUUGCAUUCUAACAGUUGGGGGCGGGGGGAAUAAAAGAUGAGGGUGAUUGCACUGGUCUAAUUAGUUGAACACUUGUGCCAAACUUCUGAAGUCGACGCAGUAUUAAUGCGGCACUGAAUGCCACAGUGUACAGUGUGAUUGAGGGCAAAUUACAGAUGUGUAUUCACUAGCGGGAAAACAUCAGUGUCUGCCUUUGUCAGGGUCAUUGACUUCAGCACCUUCCCAUUAUGUCUUUGGUGAAGAAAUGUCACUGAGCUGAAUUAAGCUUGAAUAUGCAUUUUAGAAGAUUUAACUGCACCUUUUUUUGCUGCUGACUAUGCAGUCUUACAUGCGUGUCUUACAUGAACUUCAAUAAAAAUAAAAAAAAAAGGAAGUUAGGAAGUUACCAGGCUAAGCAGUCACGAUAGCAGGCACUUCUGUAGAAUUAUUGAUAUUUCCUGGUUACCACAGAAGUAGGACAGAGCUCAGUGUUUUCCAGAUUUACCCAUUUUCAAAGGGAUCAGAAGUGCCCUCCAAAUUCUACACCCUGGAU
Molecule: messenger RNA, 4789 nt
Organism: Anguilla anguilla (European eel)
Lineage: Eukaryota; Metazoa; Chordata; Actinopteri; Anguilliformes; Anguillidae
Gene: pdgfba
Product: LIM domain-containing protein A
Exons: 7
Coding region: 960-3104 (714 amino acids)
Biological process (GO): positive regulation of protein autophosphorylation; platelet-derived growth factor receptor signaling pathway; positive regulation of MAP kinase activity
Cellular component (GO): membrane
Molecular function (GO): platelet-derived growth factor receptor binding; growth factor activity
Source: RefSeq, a predicted model, not a curated record